Molecule: messenger RNA, 3331 nt
Organism: Camellia sinensis
Lineage: Eukaryota; Viridiplantae; Streptophyta; Magnoliopsida; Ericales; Theaceae
Product: RNA polymerase II degradation factor
Source: RefSeq, a predicted model, not a curated record
CGUAUGGAGUUUUCUCAACACCCAAUCAUCUCUCUUCCUCGCUCUCACACUUCUCACUCUCUCUCCUCUUUGUUUCUCUGUCGUCAACGUUUCACUUUUUACGCUCCAAUCCCUUUAAAACCCUGCAAUCGCAAAACCCCCCAAAAUCCACAGACGCAAAUUCACAACACUCAAAACACACAUUCGCACCUCCAUUCAUCAUCCAUUGAUUUCAUUCACUCUCUCAAUGUCUUACUGGAUUUGAUUAUUCCCCCAUAACUGUCUUCGUUCUAGGGUUUCUUUGUUUUUUUUUUUUUAAAAAAAAUUAGGGUUUUUGCGUUGGAGAGAGAGUGAGAGAGAAAUUGGAGCUCCGAUUCAAUGGAAGCCGCGGCUGGUGUCGCCGCCGUACGCGGUGUUUCUAUGCCGAUGCCGACUUCUCAGCCUUCGCGCAAAGAGUGGCGUGUUGUUUCCGAGCAUUCCGUUCGAAACUCUAGCAGCGAGGACUUGGACCGUUCGAAGUUAGGGCAAUCGGAUGAGAGAACGAUAUAUGAGGUGCAGCAGGGAAGAGAACCGGCCGAUGUGGAUUUCUGUUCAAUCACCAUCGAUGGAAGUUUGGACAAUGAUAUUUUGCAGCAGCGACUUCACGGUGUUGCUAGGCAGAGAGAGGGUCUGCAACAGAUUGAGAUUGAACUUCGAGCUCAAAUCAUUGCGAGAUCGGAGAUCAUUGAAAUUCAAAACAACUUUGAUGCUCAGAUUACUGAACACGCCAAUGCCAAUGUCAAGCUUCAGGAGCAACUGCAUGAAAUGGAACAAACAAUACAUGAGUUGGAGAGGAAGACAGAAGAGAAAGAUAGAGAGUUGCACGCAAUUAAACUGGACAAUGAAGCGGCAUGGGCAAAGGAUGAUCUCCUUAGAGAACAAAACAAAGAAUUGCAGACAUUCCGGAGGGAGCGUGAUAACUCUGAAGCUGAAAGAGCCCAACAUCUUAAACAGAUGCAUGACCUUCAAGAACAUAUUCAGGAUAAAGAGCGGCAGUUCCUUGAAUUGCAGGAACAGCAUCGAGUUGCUCAGGAAACCAUCCUGUUUAAAGAUGAACAGUUGAGGGAUGCUCAAGCGUGGAUUACGCGUGCUCAGGAGAUGGAUGCUUUGCACUCAACUACUAAUCACUCAUUACAGGCUGAGUUGCGAGAACGAACAGAACAAUAUAACCAGCUUUGGCUUGGUUGUCAACGACAGUUUGCUGAGAUGGAAAGGCUUCAUUUGCAUACAAUACAACAGCUCCAGCUUGAACUGGCUGAUGCAAGGGAAAGGAGUGGAACUUAUACUGAGGAAUCACGUGUAUCCCAAACAAACUCAAAUGAUGCUCUGCAGUAUGGACAGAACAAUGGAAACCAACUAGAUGUGGAUGGAGGUGUCACGACAAAUUCAAAUUCUGGGGACCUACCAAAUGGAAAUGUGGAAAAUGUUACAUCUUUUGUCUCAACUGGCAAUGCUUCAACUCAGGCUGACCAUGUUCAUGGUGCUCCAAUUGCUCCAUCUUCCCUACUUGGGAUGCCUACCUACCUUCCACCUGGACAGGUGACUGCUUUGCAUCCAUUUGUUAUGCAUCAACAGGGCGUGCCCCACUCUGUCCCAGCGCAUGUUACUCAAUCUCAUGUUGGACAUUUUCACUCAGUACCUGCAAUUUCAUCUCUUCAACAUUGGCAGAACCAACAGGCUGCAUCAGAGGGUUUGCAGGUGCCAACUCACAACCAAUAUCCUUCAUCUCAAACUGAUCAGAGCUUGUUGAGACCAGAUACUAAUUAUGACUAUGAAGUGUCUGUAAAUGGACAAGCUAUUCACCCAGACUAUUUAGAUGUUCAUGCGAGCCAAGGAAUGGAGCCUGAUACUGUGAUCACUGCAUCAGUUCCAGAAGGACAGGUUCUUGAGCAGGUUGAUAAAAGCUACCUGGUAGCCCCACAACCCCAACAGAGCUUGCAACAUAUUUCUUCCCAGUUUCGCGAGGCUCUAAGAAUAGAUUCUCUUUCACAGGAUAGUGAAACCAAGGAGAAGAUCAUUACCUCUUCGACUAAUCAUGGCUUGGAGGUUCAAGAGUUCAUUACAGAGCAAGCAAGUUCUGCAAAUACACAAUCAUCUGAAACACCAAUCACUCAUGUGAAUUUCAGUGAAACCACAAUGAACAAUGCCACUGGUGUGGUUUCAUCUGAAUCAUUUGUCUCGUCUGGGGAGAAAAAUGUACAUCCUGGUGGAAAGACUUCAGAGACAGCUCUUCUUGAUGAAAGAUCAUUGUUGGCUUGCAUUGUUCGCACAAUACCACCUGGAUCUGGUGGUAGAAUCAGGAUUAGCUCGACGCUUCCAAAUAGGCUUAGCAAAAUGCUUGCCCCUCUACAUUGGCAUGAUUACAAGAAAAAAUAUGGAAAGCUUGAUGAUUUUGUGGCUGGUCAUCCUGAAUUAUUCUUAAUUGAAGAGGACUAUAUACAACUUCGAGAGGGUGCACAAGAAAUCAUUGCGGCUACAGCUGCUGUUGCCAAAGUCGCAGCAGCAGCUAAAACAGCAUCUUCUCCUUAUUCAUCAUUGUUGCCAUCUGUUGCUGUUACUCCCAUGGCACAAUCUCACCGACUAAAGAGGGCCCCAUCCAUUGAUUCUUCCAGACCUGCAAGUGCCACUGAUAAUCAUUCGCAGCUCUCAGUGCAGAAUCAGCAUUCUAAUGGUGUUCAUCUAAAUGCUGGAGGUAUCUCAAAUAUUAAAAUUUUGAGCAAACCAAAAGAUCCUCUGGAACUGAAUGGCGCUGAAAGUAGGCCUGGCCAGUCAUCUGGACUUGUGGCAGUUGGAAAUGGAGCAAACCCUGAUAGGUCUGGUUUGGGCAAUUCUCUAAGCAAGGGGAGGUCUAGUGCGAAUUUUGUGGGAAAACUGCAGGGCAGGGCAACGGGGGUUGCAUCAACUUCUAGAAGAUAGGUACAAUUUGGACAUCUUCCCGAUCAAAUGAACGUUCAUCAAUGUGCACAGAUCUAGGGGAUGAUGAUAGCAUUUGAGGGAGAGUUUCUAGGUUGAAAUCUCUCGUAUCUUUUGCAUUUGAUAGAAUUAUCUGAUUGGAAUCCUUUAAUUGUCCCCCUCUCCUGCACCUCUCUUGUUUUCGUUUUGGAAGAACUGUUUAUUUUUACAUAUUUUUACUCAGAACUGUACAUCCAUCUGCCUGCUGUGAUAUUCAUAUCCACAAUUGCAUCUGUUAUCUGGCAGCUUGCAAAAGUAGUCUGGCAGCGUACUUUUUUGUCUGCGGAUUCUAAAUUAUUGGAAAAUAUUGUUUCCUGAAUUGGCUGAACUCUUCUUUUCAAUUAUUAAAUGUGUUUGUAUC